CCCUUCUGUCCCCCUGCCCCUUCCUCAUCCUCUGGCCUCUACUUUCUUGGAGGCGUCAAUCCCUGGGGAAGCACUGGAAGUGACUUUUCCCGCAGGUUGCAAAGGGAUCCAAACUUGGUGACAACUUGCCUCCUGAGGUCGUCUCUCUCUCUCCGACUCAAGAUGCUCCGGGGUCCGGGCCCCGGGCUGCUGCUGCUGCUGCUGCUGGCCGUCCUGUGCCUGGGGACAGCGGUGCCCUCCACCCGAGCCUCCAAGAGCAAGAGGCAGGCUCAGGAAAUCAUUCAGCCGCAGACCCCAGUGGCUGCCAGUCAAAGCAAGCUUGGUUGUUAUGACAAUGGGAGACACUAUCAGAUAAACCAACAAUGGGAACGCAACCUACUUGGGCAAUGCCUGGUUUGUACCUGUUAUGGAGGGAGCCGAGGUUUUAACUGUGAGCGUAAACCUGAACCUGAAGAGACUUGCUUUGACAAAUACACUGGGAAUACUUAUCGGGUCGGUGACACUUCCGAGCGCCAAGACGCCAUGAUCUGGGACUGUACCUGCAUCCGGGGUGCGGCGAGGGAGGAAGAGAAUAAGCUUGUACCAUCGCCAAACCGCUGUCAUGAAGGGGGUCAGUCUUAUAAGAUUGGUGACACCUGGAGGAGACCACAUGAGACUGGAGGUUACAUGUUAGAGUGUGUGUGUCUUGGUAACGGGAAAGGAGAGUGGACCUGCAAGCCCAUAGCUGAGAAAUGUUUUGAUAACGCUGCUGGGACGUCCUAUGUUGUUGGGGAAACCUGGGAAAAGCCCUAUCAAGGCUGGAUGAUGGUGGAUUGUACUUGUCUGGGGGAAGGCAGCGGACGCAUCACGUGUACCUCUAGAAACAGAUGCAAUGACCAGGACACCAGGACGUCCUAUAGAAUCGGAGACACCUGGAGCAAGAAGGAUAAUCGCGGUAACCUGCUCCAGUGCAUCUGCACAGGCAAUGGCAGAGGGGAAUGGAAGUGUGAGAGGCACACGUCUCUGCAGACCACGUCCGCUGGAUCUGGCUCCUUCGCAGAUGUUCAAACAGCCGUCUACCAGCCCCAGCCUCACCCCCAGCCCGCCCCGUAUGGCCACUGCAUCACAGAUAGUGGUGUGGUUUACUCUGUGGAUAUGCAGUGGCUGAAGACACAAGGAAAUAAGAAAAUGCUUUGCACUUGCCUGGGCAAUGGAGUUAGCUGCCAAGAGACAGCUGUAACCCAGACUUACGGUGGCAAUGCAAACGGGGAGCCGUGUGUCUUACCUUUCACCUACAAUGGCAGGACUUUCUACUCCUGCACCACAGAAGGGCGUCAGGACGGGCAUCUCUGGUGUAGCACGACUUCGAAUUAUGAGCAAGACCAAAAAUAUUCUUUCUGUACAGACCAUACUGUUUUGGUUCAGACCCGAGGUGGAAAUUCCAAUGGUGCCUUGUGCCACUUCCCUUUCCUAUAUAACAACCGCAACUACACCGACUGUACUUCUGAGGGCCGGAGAGAUAACAUGAAAUGGUGUGGAACCACACGGAACUAUGAUGCUGACCAGAAGUUUGGAUUCUGUCCCAUGGCUGCCCACGAGGAAAUCUGCACAACCAGCGAAGGGGUCAUGUAUCGCGUUGGAGACCAGUGGGAUAAACAACAUGAUAUGGGCCACAUGAUGAGAUGCACAUGUGUUGGGAAUGGUCGUGGGGAAUGGACUUGUGUUGCCUACUCCCAGCUCCGAGAUCAGUGUAUUGUCGAUGACAUCACUUACAAUGUGAACGACACAUUCCACAAGCGUCAUGAAGAAGGACACAUGCUGAACUGUACUUGCUUUGGUCAGGGACGGGGCAGAUGGAAAUGCGAUCCUGUUGACCAAUGUCAGGAUUCGGAGACCCGGACAUUUUAUCAGAUUGGAGACUCGUGGGAGAAGUAUGUGCACGGUGUCAGGUACCAGUGCUACUGCUAUGGCCGCGGCAUCGGGGAAUGGCAUUGCCAGCCUUUGCAGACCUACCCAGGGACAACUGGUCCUGUCCAAGUAAUCAUCACCGAGGGCCCCAGCCAGCCCAACUCUCACCCCAUCCAGUGGAAUGCACCCGAACCAUCUCACAUUUCCAAGUAUAUUCUCAGAUGGAAACCUAAAAACACUCCAGGCCGUUGGAAGGAAGCUACCAUUCCGGGCCACUUAAACUCAUACACCAUCAAAGGCCUGACACCAGGCGUGAUAUAUGAGGGGCAGCUCAUCAGCGUCCAGCACUACGGCCACAGAGAGGUGACGCGCUUUGACUUCACCACCACCAGCACGAGCACGCCAGUGACCAGCAACACCGUGACGGGAGAGACGACACCCCUUUCUCCUGUGGUGGCCACUUCUGAAUCUGUGACAGAAAUCACGGCCAGCAGCUUUGUGGUCUCGUGGGUCUCGGCCUCAGACACUUUGUCAGGAUUCCGGGUGGAAUAUGAGCUGAGCGAGGAGGGCGAUGAGCCGCAGUACCUUGAUCUUCCAAGCACGGCCACUUCUGUGAACAUCCCUGACCUGCUUCCAGGCCGAAAAUACAUCGUAAAUGUCUAUCAGAUAUCUGAAGAAGGGGAACAGAGUUUGAUCCUGUCUACUUCACAGACAACAGCACCUGAUGCCCCCCCUGACCCCACCGUGGACCAAGUUGAUGACACGUCGAUUGUGGUUAGCUGGAGCAGGCCGCAGGCGCCCAUCACAGGCUACAAGAUUGUCUAUUCACCGUCACUUGAAGGUGGUAGCACAGAACUCAACCUUCCUGAAACUGCCAAUUCUGUCACCCUCAGUGAUUUGCAACCUGGUGUUCAAUAUAACAUCACUAUUUAUGCUGUGGAAGAAAACCAAGAAAGUACUCCUGUUUUCAUCCAGCAGGAAACCACUGGUGUCCCACGUUCAGAUACAGUCCCCCCACCCACAGACCUGCAGUUUGUGGAGGUGACGGACGUGAAGGUCACCAUCAUGUGGACACCCCCUGAGAGUGCAGUGACCGGUUACCGCGUGGACGUCAUCCCCGUCAACCUGCCCGGGGAACACGGGCAGAGGCUGCCCAUCAGCAGGAACACCUUUGCGGAGGUCACCGGGCUGUCCCCCGGGGUCACCUAUUACUUCAAGGUCUUCGCGGUGAACCACGGGCGGGAGAGCAAGCCCCUGAAGGCGGAACAGACCACCAAACUGGAUGCUCCCACUAACCUCCGGUUUACCAAUGAAACCGAUUCGACAGUCGUGGUGACAUGGACCCCACCUCGGGCCCGGAUAACACGGUACCAGCUGACUGUGAGCCUGACCCGGGGAGGACACCCCAAGCAGUACAAUGUGGGGCCCCCUGCCACCCACUACCUCCUGAGGAAUCUGCAGCCUGGGUCCGAGUACACUGUCACCCUCGAGGCUGUAAAAGGCAACCAGCGGAGCCCCAAAGCCACUGGAGUCUUUACCACACUGCAGCCUCUGGGCUCCAUCCCCCCUUACAAUACAGAGGUGACUGAGACGUCUAUUGUGAUUACUUGGACGCCCGCCCCCAGGAUUGGUUUUAAGCUGGGUGUACGACCAAGCCAGGGAGGGGAAGCACCACGAGAAGUGACUUCGGACUCCGGAAGCAUCGUUGUGUCUGGCUUGACUCCAGGAGUAGAAUACGUCUACUCCAUCUCAGUCUUGAGAGAUGGGAAAGAAAGAGGCGCACCAAUUGUACACAAAGUGGUGACACCAUUGUCCCCACCAACGAACUUGCACCUGGAGACAAACCCUGACACAGGAGUGCUCACUGUCUCCUGGGAGAGGAGCACUACCCCAGAUAUCACUGGUUACAGAAUUACCACAACCCCUACCAAUGACCAGGAGGGAUAUUCUUUGGAAGAAGUGGUCCAUGCCGAUCAGAGUUCCUGCACUUUUGAAAACCUGAGUCCUGGUCUGGAAUACAAUGUCAGUGUCUACACUGUCAAGGAUGACAAGGAAAGUGUCCCUAUCUCUGAUACCAUUGUCCCAGAGGUGCCCCAACUCACUGACCUAAGCUUUGUUGAUAUAACCGAUUCAAGCAUCGGCCUGAGGUGGACCCCGCUAAACUCUUCCACCAUUAUUGGGUACCGCAUCACAGUAGUUGCAGCAGGAGAAGGUAUCCCUAUUUUUGAAGAUUUUGUGGACUCCUCGGUAGGAUACUACACAGUUACAGGGCUGGAGCCGGGCAUUGACUAUGACAUCAGCGUUAUCACUCUCAUUAAUGGCGGAGAGAGUGCCCCUACCACACUGACACAGCAAACGGCUGUCCCUCCUCCCACUGACCUGAGAUUCACCAACAUUGGCCCAGACACGAUGCGUGUCACCUGGGCUCCACCUCCAUCCAUUGAGCUGACCAACUUCCUGGUGCGCUACUCACCUGUGAAAAAUGAGGAAGAUGUCGCGGAGUUGUCCAUUUCUCCUUCAGACAACGCGGUGGUCUUAUCAAAUCUCCUGCCUGGUACAGAAUAUUUAGUCAGUGUCUCCAGUGUCUACGAACAACAUGAGAGCAUACCUCUUAGAGGAAGACAGAAGACAGGUCUUGAUUCCCCAACUGGCAUCGAUUUCUCUGAUAUCACUGCCAACUCUUUCAUUGUCUAUUGGAUUGCUCCUCGAGCCACUGUCUCUGGCUACAUAAUUCGCCAUCAUCCUGAGCACAGUUCUGGAAGACCUCGAGAAGAUCGCGUGCCCCCCUCUCGGAAUUCCAUCACCCUCACCAACCUCAACCCAGGGACAGAGUACGUGGUUAGCAUCAUUGCUGUCAAUGGCAGAGAGGAAAGUCUCCCCUUGGUUGGCCAACAGUCAACAGUGUCUGAUGUCCCGAGGGACCUGCAAGUUGUCGCUGCAACUCCCACCAGCUUAUUGAUCAGCUGGGAAGCUCCUGCUGUCACAGUGAGGUAUUACAGGAUCACCUAUGGAGAAACUGGAGGAAGUAGCCCUGUCCAGGAGUUCACUGUGCCUGGGAGCAAGUCCACAGCUACUAUAACCGGCCUUAAACCUGGAAUUGAUUACACCAUCACCCUGCAUGCUGUCACUGGCCGCGGGGACAGCCCAGCAAGCAGCAAGCCGGUUUCCAUUGAUUACCGAACAGAAAUUGACAAACCAUCGCAGAUGCAAGUGACUGACGUCCAGGACAACAGCAUUAGUGUCAGGUGGCUGCCUUCCAGUUCCCCUGUUACCGGUUACCGAGUGACCACCACUCCCAAAAAUGGCCCAGGACCAUCAAAAACUAAAACUGCAGGUCCAGAUCAAACAGAAAUGACCAUCGAAGGCUUGCAGCCCACAGUGGAGUAUGUGGUUAGUGUCUAUGCCCAGAACGGAAAUGGAGAGAGUCAGCCUCUGGUUCAGACUGCAGUGACCAACAUUGAUCGCCCUAAAGGACUGGCAUUCACUGAUGUGGAUGUCGAUUCCAUCAAAAUUGCUUGGGAAAGCCCACAGGGGCAAGUUUCCAGGUACAGGGUGACCUACUCGAGCCCUGAGGAUGGAAUCCAUGAGCUAUUCCCUGCACCUGAUGGUGAAGAAGACACUGCAGAGCUACAAGGCCUCAGGCCGGGUUCUGAGUACACAGUCAGUGUGGUUGCCUUGCACGAUGAUAUGGAGAGCCAGCCCCUGAUUGGAACCCAGUCCACAGCCAUACCUGCACCAACCAACCUGCAGUUCACUCAGGUUACGCCAACAAGCCUUACUGCCCAGUGGACGGCACCCAAUGUUCAGCUCACUGGAUAUCGAGUAAGGGUGACCCCCAAGGAGAAGACGGGACCGAUGAAAGAAAUCAACCUUGCUCCUGACAGCUCAUCUGUGGUGGUAUCAGGACUAAUGGUGGCCACCAAAUAUGAAGUGAGCGUGUAUGCUCUUAAGGACACACUGACCAGCAGACCGGCGCAGGGGGUCGUCACUACUCUGGAGAACGUCAGCCCUCCAAGAAGAGCCCGUGUGACGGAUGCUACGGAGACAACCAUCACUAUUAGCUGGCGAACCAAGACCGAGACCAUCACUGGCUUCCAAGUUGAUGCCAUCCCAGCAAAUGGCCAGACUCCAAUUCAGAGAACCAUCAGGCCAGAUGUCAGAAGCUACACCAUCACAGGUUUGCAACCAGGCACCGACUACAAGAUCCACCUGUACACUCUGAAUGACAACGCACGGAGCUCCCCUGUGAUCAUCGAUGCCUCCACAGCCAUCGAUGCACCAUCCAACCUGCAUUUCCUGGCCACCACACCCAACUCCCUGCUGGUCUCCUGGCAGCCACCCCGUGCCAAGAUCACCGGCUACAUCAUCAAGUAUGAGAAGCCUGGAUCCCCUCCCAGAGAAGUGGUCCCUCGGCCUCGCCCCGGUGUCACGGAGGCUACAAUUACAGGUCUGGAACCAGGUACCGAGUACACAAUCUACGUCAUCGCCCUAAAGAACAACCAGAAGAGUGAGCCACUGAUAGGGAGGAAAAAGACAGAUGAGCUUCCCCAACUGGUAACCCUUCCACACCCCAAUCUUCACGGACCAGAGAUCUUGGAUGUUCCCUCCACAGUUCAAAAGACCCCUUUCAUCACCAGUCCCGGGUAUGACAAUGGACACGGUAUUCAGCUUCCUGGCACUUCCGGUCAGCAGCCUAGUGUUGGGCAACAAAUGAUCUUUGAGGAGCAUGGUUUUAGACGGACCACACCACCCACCAUGGCCACCCCUGUCAGGCAUAGGCCAAGACCAUACCUGCCGAAUGUAGAUGAGGAGAUCCAAAUUGGUCAUGUCCCCAGAGGGGACCUAGACUACCACCUCUACCCUCACGUUCCAGGAGUCAAUCCAAAUGCUUCUACGGGACAAGAAGCUCUCUCUCAGACAACCAUCUCUUGGACGCCAUUCCAGGAAAGUUCUGAGUAUAUUAUUUCAUGUCAUCCAGUUGGCACUGAUGAAGAACCCUUGCAGUUCCGAGUUCCUGGAACUUCUGCUAGUGCCACUCUGACGGGCCUUACCAGAGGGGCCACCUACAACAUCAUAGUGGAGGCCCUAAAAGACCACCGAAGGCACAAGGUUCGGGAGGAGGUGGUUACCGUGGGCAGCUCUGGUUUGAACCAACCUACAGAUGACUCGUGCUUUGACCCUUACACCGUUUCCCAUUAUGCCGUUGGAGAAGAGUGGGAGCGACUUUCUGAAUCUGGCUUUAAACUCUCGUGCCAGUGCUUGGGCUUUGGCAGUGGUCAUUUCAGAUGUGAUUCAUCUAAAUGGUGCCAUGACAAUGGUGUCAACUAUAAAAUCGGAGAGAAGUGGGAUCAUCAAGGAGAAAAUGGCCAGAUGAUGAGCUGCACAUGUCUCGGAAACGGAAAAGGAGAAUUCAAGUGUGACCCUCAUGAGAAGAUGUGUUAUGACGAUGGGAAGACAUACCAUGUAGGAGAGCAGUGGCAGAAGGAAUACCUUGGGGCCAUUUGCUCCUGCACAUGCUUUGGAGGCCAGCAGGGCUGGCGCUGUGACAACUGCCGCAGGCCAGGAGGCGAACCCAGCCCGGAAGGCUCCACCGGCCACUCCUACAACCAGUAUUCGCAGAGGCACCAUCAGAGAACCAACACAAAUGUCAAUUGCCCGAUUGAGUGCUUCAUGCCGUUAGAUGUACAGGCUGACAGAGGAGAUUCCCGAGAAUAAUAUUUCCAUCCCAGAGGAACAAACAUGUGUCUCUGCCAAGAUCCAUCUAAAACUGGAGUGAUGUUAGCAGACCCCAUCUUAGAGUGUUUGUUUCGUUCUUAAGCCCUUUGCUCUGGAGUAACUUCUCCAGCUUCAGCUCAACUCACAGCUUCUCCAAGCAUCACCUUGGGAGUGUUUUGAGACUUUUCUUAUAAAGGAGGGCAACACAUUGCCUGUUCUGCUCCAAAGUAUUCAGUACCAUUCAGUAUUCUAGAUGAAAUGUUUCUAAUUUGUGAUUUGGUUUCAAAUCAAUAGGGAAGUAUAUGCAGCCAACCAAGAUGCCAAAUAUAUUGAAAUGAUAUUACUAAAAUUUUAAGUAGGAAAGUUACCCAAACACUUCUGCUUUCACUUAACUGUCUGGCCCGCAAUAACAUAGGAACAGCUUGUCCUUGUUACUGUGAUAUUUAAAAUAUCCACAGUAUCAUUUUUUUCUGAAUGAUUCUAGCAAAUGCCUAGAAUUAUCUUUCUCUUAUCUGUUAUUUAUCAAUUUUUCCCAGUAUUUUUAUAUUGAAAAAAUUGAAGACAUUUAGUAUGCAGUUGAUAAGAGGAAAUUGGUAUAAUUAGGGUUGGUGAUUAUUUUUAUACUGUAUGUGCCAAAGCUUUACUACUGUGGAAAGACAACUGUUUUAAUAAAAGAUUUACAUUCCACAACUUCAAA
Choloepus didactylus (southern two-toed sloth) is the source of this 8299-nucleotide messenger RNA. RefSeq names its product fibronectin 1 (gene FN1). Gene Ontology annotation, cellular component: extracellular region. Gene Ontology annotation, molecular function: integrin binding; proteoglycan binding. Lineage: Eukaryota; Metazoa; Chordata; Mammalia; Pilosa; Megalonychidae. The record is from RefSeq and is a predicted model, not a curated record. Gene Ontology annotation, biological process: nervous system development; cell-substrate junction assembly; heart development.